UGAUGUUAUAAUGAACAAAAUUGAUUGUUGUUAACAAUGAAUGAGAGAUUUGUUGUUAAUUGUUGAUGACAAUGAAUAUUUACAAUAGUAAACUAUCAUUAUCGUCAUCAGUUGAUUAUCAAGUGAAAACUUUUUCACAAUUUAAAUUAAAUCCUUGUGGAUGUUGAUUUUCAGAUAUUGAAAGGUAGCAACAACAAUUUAAUUACAAUUAAAUGGUUGAUCGCCAAUAAAUCUUGUCUAAUUGUUAAUCAGAUAAUGAUAAAGAUCAACGUUUCCAACACUUAAUCAUUAAUUUUUACUAGUCAAAGUUUCUAGUUGAUCAUCAGUCUAAUUAAUAAAUUGUUUCUUAUUCAGUUAAUUAGCUACGUAAAUAUCCAAUUAGAUACAACAGUUAAUUGUAAUUAUGAAGUUUAUUUUAAUUUCUAUUGUGUUGUUACAAUUUAAUUUUCAUUUUGGCCUAACGAUUCCCGAUGCCUUUGAUUUUGGUUUACUUGGACCCGAAGCUGCAAAUGUAUUCAGUGAAUCUUGUAAAAAAGGAUUAGCGAUAAAUAAACAGGCUCGUAAUACAAUCAUGUCACAAUGUAUCUAUCCAACAAUUAGAGAGUCAACAAUUAACUUUCCUGGCGAUUUCAUUGGAACUCUGGAAAGAAUUGAAUAUGAUUGUUGGAAUCGUCGGGACGAUUUUUGCCUUCGAACUGAGAGAAUUCGAGCUAAUCACUGUGCGAUUCCAAUAUUUACUUCCAAAGGAAUUAGAUAUCAUCUUUUUUGGCAAUCGAAUAGAAUUCAAAUUCGAUCGGCUUUUAAUGAGAAAAAAGAAUGUAUCAUUGAGGCAAUAGAAGAAGCGAAUGAAUGAACAAUUAAAAGAACAAUUAACCAAA
Molecule: messenger RNA, 878 nt
Organism: Panonychus citri (citrus red mite)
Lineage: Eukaryota; Metazoa; Arthropoda; Arachnida; Trombidiformes; Tetranychidae
Exons: 3
Coding region: 404-853 (149 amino acids)
Source: RefSeq, a predicted model, not a curated record